AUUGUAAGAGGCUACAACAAAGCUGUGCACCGUGGCCAUUUUCUGUGGAGAGUCGUUCGCGAGCGGUUGUGUUCGUGCGUGGAUUAUUCGCUCGACGUUCAGUUUGUGAUUUGGAUAUUUGGUGUUUUCCCGGAUGUAUGUCGCCGCGCACUCGGACGAUUUGAUAAUCGCUCACGAUCGGACAGGAGGGGAUCAAGAACGGUGCUAGAGUGUUGUAGAAUCGCGAUCGGGAAAAAAACGAGGAAUUUCACGGGAGGGUCUUUGGAGGAAGACGCGAACGAGGACGACGACAAUCCGCCAGAUGCUCUUCGAAUUCUUCUAUGAGCGCUGGCCUUCGAGUCGUGCUCGAUAAGCGUGGUGAAUGGUUUAACGGUGCCUGAGAAAUCCGGUGAAAUUCGGCGUUUUGUGGAUUGCUUUUCGUCACGGAGGAGAGCGAGAGAGAGGACGAGAAUCCGAGAGAGAGACUGAGCGAAAUCGAUAAGUGCUGCGUGCGAAUGCACUGCCGACCUUAUGUCUGGAACCCUGUGGGCUUAGCUCUCCUCUCGAUUUGAAGAUUACUUGUAUUUUGUCAUUGCAAACACAUCGAUAUGGCAUCGACAAAAUCCAAAGAAGUAGCAGAUGAGUAUAUCUCAUCGCUAUCGGAUCUUACAAUCAACAGUAAGCCGCUCAUUAACAUGCUCACUAUGCUAGCGGAAGAUAACAUCGAACAUGCCUCAGCAAUAGUGCAAGCCGUCGAAACUCAUCUACAAAAGGUGAGGAGUGAUAUCAAGUUACCGGUACUCUAUCUCAUCGACUCAAUUGUCAAGAACGUCAACGGAGACUAUUUGAAUCUCUUUACGCAAAAUAUCGUGAACACUUUCUGCGGAGUAUUCGAAAAGGUCGAUGAGAACACCAGAGCGAGCAUGUGGAAGUUGCGGCAAACGUGGAACGACGUAUUUCCACCGAAGAAAUUAUUCUCGUUGGACGUGCGGGUACAGAGUAUCGAUCCCGCGUGGCCGAUCAUACAUGCCGCUCCUACCAGUAUUUCCUCAGGAUCUAUACACGUUAAUCCUCGAUUUCUCUCAAUACCUCAGCAAACUGCGACGUCAAUCGUGCAGCCUGUCAAACUACCUCCAGGCGAACCUGUGACGACGACGGAGGCGGUAAUGCGGGAGCAGUUGCUGAAGAAGCAACGGGAAUUGAUAGAGUUACAAAAGAAGAAGAUCGAGCUGGAACUGUUACAAGCGAAAGCGAGUCUAGAGCAGCAACAGAGGCAGCUCGACAAGCAAGCCGGAAGCUUUAAGACGGAAAUGGUCGUGCCCACGACACAUGCCUCGUCGACGGAUACAACGGAGCAAGGGAAACCCAUAGCGCCUGUGAUACCAAAUCAAACAUCGAAACAAGUAAUGAAACAGUUCCCAGCAGCCGCUGCUUCCCUUUUGAAGAACGCAGGAGCGAAUGGUGGUCCAAGGAUCGCACCGGCUAGUAGUAUAGCAGUAGCGUCGGCUAAGCCAGUAUCGCGAGAUCCACGUUUGAAACCCACUCCUGCUGUUCAGGAUGUGGCAGUGCCAACCGUAGAUCCACGACAACGACCGGGUACGCCGAAAGAGUCGCGGGGUGAAAGUCAAACUCAGGCAAUUGCCAAUAUAAUUGUAAAUUCAAACCAAUUAAAACAGCAGUUACUUUCGAAACCGACUGCAACUAUCAACAAGCCUCCGGCAAGCCCUGCCGGUUCCGAUAAUCCGACGUUAUUAAGCGUUAUGAAUAACAACCAUACUGAUACAAAUCUUAACAACGUUAAUAAUAAAAAUAUCAGUGCUAAUAUAAAUAAAGAUGCUGUCUCGCAUCGAACAAGUCAAAAGAAAGACCCUCGAUUGUCUAAUACUAGUAGUGGUAACCUAAACAGUAACAACAGCAGCUCCAACAAAAGUUUAUCGCUUGGUAGUAAUAGCUCGUCUUCAGUAUUGUUAGCGAGCAACAGAGGAAGUGGAGGCGGCGAUUCCAAAUCGAAGGAGUCGAAAAGUUCGAGCUCGCGCAGCUCCUCCUCGUCCUCUGCGGAAAAGUCUUCCGCUUCCUCGAAGUCCUCGCAUAGGAAACUAGGCAGUAAGUCGCGAUCUAAGCCGCCCCUGACAUGCCCGAAUAAGAUACUGAAAGUCGACAGAGAUUCGAGUCCGGUUAGGUCGAAAUCGCGGGAGAAAGACAGCGGGGACAGUUCACCAUCCUCACGCACUCCUCCGCAAUCCUCCUUCCAAGCCUCUUCUAAAAGCCGCAAGAAGAACACCAAAUCGAGAAAGCGUAGUCCAAGUCCCCCGUAUAGGAUUCCACGACGUAACGAUUCAAAGUCGAGUUCAAGCUUGAGCAGCUCUGGCGGCGUCACCGAGGAGGAGCAAUCUGGUUCGUUGAUAGUGUCUCCUCCUCACCCGCCCGCAUUUAAAGAGAUUCGGCCGAACGCGAGACAGAGGAAUUACGUAAGACGGAACAAAGACGACAGUCUUAGUCCUCAACAUUCUCCAGCCAGUGCUGGAAAUGCUCAAAGCGCUGCCGAGCCAACAUUGGAAUCCUCUAGCAAAGACGAAGAUCUCAGGGCGCCGUUAUCUCUACCCAACACCGCUGUUUCCCUGUCCGAAAAGAAAGAGGAUUUAGAUCUACGAGUAUUACCAUCGGUUAACACCAACAAGAGGCGUAGCGAGGAGCAUACAGACACGACUUCCGUUAAGAAGACUAAAGCUGAAAAGUUCGAUGCACUAUUUGGUAAUGAGGACGUGGACCUGCGCACUCUGACGCAUCCUAAAGCUGGCCGACCGCCGACACCUCCACCGCCCGUGAUCUCGGGGGAGGAUGGCAAGGAUAGCUGGGCGAAGUUGAAGUCGCCGUCAAAGAACGAAAGAGAUAAGCAAGUUAACAACGCGGACGAUAAGCGCGAUAGGGAUCGUAACAGGGAUCGACUGGGUCGUCUCAGGCUGUACAAUAAGCUGCCGGACGAUCCGAAGGAGAGGCGAAGAACGUUGUCGAACGAGGAACAAGACAUCAGGCCAGGACGCAGGGGCAGGGAGAACGACAAGCCCGAGAGGAACGAUGAUCGAAACAUCGAGAUCAUAAUGAAGCAGGCCGCGGAGCAACUGAACCAGGGCACGAUCACGAAAACACAGUACAACACCCUGAUACAGGAGGUGCUGCACAUGAGCGAGGACCGCAAGUUGCGGGCGGCGCAGCGCAAGGAGAAGGAAGCCGGUACGGUAAUCUGGGAGAAAGGCAUCAACAUGGACAUGCCUGGCGACCGUGCCGCGACAUUUAAUCCGUCCAACGAUAAGGAAAUGAUGAGGGGAGGCAAGGAGCAUCCGAUGCCGCGCAAUCCGAACGGGCCGCGAUGGCAGAAUCAACAGCCGUGGCAACAGCCGUGGGCGCAUCCGCCGGGCCCACCGUACAGCGGACCGCAGGGGCACUUCAACUCGGACAUGCGACACGUCGGGCCCUGGCAGAAUCCGAGGCACUUCGGGCCGAUGCGACCCGACUAUCAGUACCACGGCGGCUUCAAUCAUAACAUGGGCCACAACCCGCGGCUGGGACCAAGCAUGAUGGGCCCGAUGGGACCGAACGGCCCGAUCAUGCCGAAUCUAUUGUCAAACGGUCCGAUGGGUCCGAUGGGCCCGAUGCCUAGUCCCGCGAUGGGGAUGGGUUGUCAUCCCGCGAUGAUGAUGAACAAUGGGCCGAUGACGGGUCUCAUGGCGAAUUCGAAUAUACCGUCCCUGGCGUCCGGCAGAAACGCGUCACCGAACACGUCCGCCAAGUACGACCUCGAGGACAACGAUCAGAGUUACGGCAGAGAUGCGACGACGAAAAGUCUGAGCGCGCACAAUCGCGAGCUACCGCCGCCCGAUUCGAAAUUGUUGGCCGAGAUCGCGAGGGACACCAUGAAGUCUAUAAAUAUCGACAACGUACCGCGGGAGAUACGAUACUACGGGCAGACCGGCGUGGUGUUCAUGAACUGGGACGACCCGCGGGAAAUUGGCUUCCAGGACGGCAUCAGGAGAAUACUGAUCGACGACAAGGAUACCAUAACGUGUGCGUUUAACGACCAAUACAAAGAAUUUAUGUAUGAGGGAGAAGUGCACAGGAUCAAGCUCGGCGCGCCUACUCGAGAAUUGUACGUCGAUGAUCGUUGGUACGAGUGUUAUUUCGGCGGCAUGCCAAUAACGAUCGAUCUCAGUGGGAAAAAAAUCAGCGUUAAGCUGGAGGGGCCACCGCCGCAAGUUAAGAUUGGUACCGUAAAGAGAACGGAUCUCGUGGUGGCUAAGAUCAAUCUUAUUAUCAACGCGCGAAAUAUGGUACCGGUGUUCUUAGAUGCGAAACCGCAGAUAUUCGAAAUUGAAGGGAAACCGCAUACGCUAGAAUUUAUAGACGCGCUGCAAACGGUCCUGUUAAACGGGCGACCCUUUAAAGUCGAAUUUGGGGGACUGCCCAAACCGAUUAUCGUCAGAGAUAAAAAACAUUUUAUUAGGUUCUCCGUCUUGCCGAGAGGCGUACGUGCCGGUUACGUGAAGAUCGCUGGGAUGAAAGGUGAAGGCCCUAUCGGAUCCCCGCCACCAGUGACGCCUCUGCUGCCGCAAAAACCGAAGGUCGAUGCUCCUCCCGUACCAAGCCAGUUACCUGUCGUCGAGCAUGAAUCCACUUCGCAAGACGGCUCGGAUCUUGCCUCGACUUCCAAGUCAGAUUUGCAAUUGGACAUGCUGUCAUCAGUCUUGCCGUCGGCAAUGGCACCAGCAUCCGGCUUGUCGUAUCAAGCCGAGCCUGCGGAGAAUCCGCCCGCGCCACCGGCGCCACCUUUGCCGCUAAACAUGAACGAAUUGUUCCAAAGGUUGGUCGAAACCGGUAUCGUACCCAGUCCCAUAGAGCAAAAGAAACAGGAGGAAGAGGAAAAGAAAAAGACGGAGAUCACACCGGUCUCCUUCGACAAGCCGGAGACUCUCAAAGUUAAACAACCAGCUAUCGUCACGGUAUUGUACAGCGGUAUGCAGUGCAGCUCGUGCGGCGCCCGCUUUGCACCGGAGCUGGCCACUCGAUACAGCCACCAUUUGGACUGGCACUUCAGACAGAACAGACGCGAGAGAGACUCCGCGAGAAAGGCGCAUUCCCGGCCGUGGUACUACGAUGUCAGUGACUGGAUACAGUUCGAGGAGAUCGAAGAUCUAGAGGACAGGGUGCAAAGCUGGUUCGAGACGGAGAAGCAAGCCGAGACUGACGGCAUGGCUACUGAUGACUCGCCGCAAGAAACGUUGCAGCCCAGUGUGCCGACUGGCAGCGACGAGGACUCGCGGUGUCAGGUGUGCCACGACGCCUUCGAGCAAUUUUAUAACGAGGAGAAGGAGGAGUGGCAAUUGAAGCCAGCCGUCAAUUACGAGAAUAAGAAUUAUCAUCCGCUCUGUCUGGAGGAUCACAAGGAAAAAAGUCUAGUGAGGGCAUUAGAAAAGUCAGCCUUGGCACUAGACGAAGCGGUCUCGGAGCUCGACGAAAAUAAGGUCGAAUGUUCCGAAGAAGCGACCGCAGACGAGAUUAAGCGGGAAGAGUCGGACGCGGAAACGUCGAGUAAGGAACCCGAGUCUGCGGAACACUCGGAACAAGCGGCGGAAGGGAGUCUCGCGGAAACCGCUGCGUCCGAGAACAAGGAGGAAACCGAGAACGUAGAAAGUUCCGAGAUUGCGCAAAGUGAGACUGCGGAGCAAGGGGAGGCAGCGGUAGAGGACGCGAAGGAAGAGUCUGCGGUUGCGGAGAGUGCCGAGAAGGACGUGUCGGCGAGCGAAGGGGAGAAAGCUUUGGGUGAAGAGAUGGCGACCAUGUCCUUCGAUAAUAUCAAGAUCAAGGAGGAACCGAUGGACGACGAUGCUGAUGAGCAGCCCGAAGGUGAAGCGUUCGAUUUUGCCAACGUGGAGGUCAAAGUGGAGCCUAUGGACGCUGAACCAGAACCCGAAGAGAGCGUUGUGAGCGAGCCGGCGACGGUCGACACGACGUACGCCGCAGUGAAGAGUUCCAUCGACGGAAACGUGGAGCUCGAUUCGACGCCGGCCGCCAUCCCCGCGGCUCCGUCGCGAAUCAAGAUCAACAUCACGAAGCCUCUCAACAUCAACAAAGAGCCGGAGGAGAGUAAGGAGAAGGAGAAGGAGAAGGCAGCGGCGGAGAUGCCCGCAGAGGAGAACGCGGAGAAACCGUUGGUGGCAGCUUCUAUUAAACCGAGUCUGAAAGGUAGAAAGCUGUCGAAUCUGCCACCGGUGCAAAAGGGGCAGGAGUUGUCGGGACUUUGCUCCAUCAUGUAAAUACUACGUGUACAAAAUUUUCGGUGGACUCCUUGCCCGCGUUGUAUAAAAUUUUUCGAAUCUAGUACCGAUAUCGAAAUUUAUACUUGUACAUCGUACUUUUGUACAACUUGUACGACAUGAUGCGCAUCCCUGCGGAAUACCGUUCACCAGCUCUUCGCUUCCCGCGCGCGCGCAGCUGUUCUUUUUCUAUUUCCUUUCUCUAAGUUUUUUUUUACUUCUUUAAAUUUAAUUGGCAGCCUAAUUCUCGAUUAAAAAAUUAAUAUACAUUUCAGUGGACGAAUGCAAAUAUAAAUCUCGAAUUAUAAGACCAAGACCCGCGGUUUCUAGUUCCCUUCGUACUCCGCGGUGACCGUCACGUCGUACAAGUUAGAAAUGGAUGUAAAUUGCGCGCAAGUAUGAAUGUAUAUUCUAAAUAUUAGUCAACAGUCAGCGAGCUGUGCGAAUGAAGAGAGCGAGAGAGAGAGAGAGAGAGAGUAGAACUGUACAUAUUCUAUGUAAUUUAAAAAAAAGAUGUGCAGUAGCAUUCCGCGUGUGAGAGGUGGGAGUAGCUAGUAUGCCGAGUACUCGUAUUUUAUGAUAGGAGAUUGUCACUUGUAUAAUACUGAUUUACUCAUUGAAACCCUCUCGAGUACCUUGUACUUGGGACAGUUCGAUGACAGCGUAUCGACUCACCCGAAAUUUUAAGUACUAUUUGUACUCGUAAUACGACGAACUCCCGGAAACGAAUGAAAAUUGCCCUGAUAAAAUGAUUCGAGUGUGUAAAAGCCAAGUAAUUACCUGGAAUUCGUUUUUGAAGUGUACAAAUUAUGUGAUAUAUGGGUCGUCUACUUGUAACAUACAUGCAAAUUGUCUCGAUGGAAAAACAAUGACGACGAUUAUACCGAGUAAGGAAUUGUUAUUAGUUUAAUAGUGCUACUAUUAAUGCCGCUAUUGGAUAAAGCGUUAUAUUUUGUCGUAUAAAAGAUUUCUUUAUUACAGGUUUGAUUUCAUUUUUAAUUGACCUUUCUACGCGACGUCCCCUUACGAUAACUGUAGCUCUAAGACUCUAGCGUUUUACGGACUCGAGUCCGUAAGUAAAAGAACAAUAAAGACAUUAA
This is a messenger RNA of Ooceraea biroi (clonal raider ant), 7387 nucleotides long. RefSeq names its product Pcf11 cleavage and polyadenylation factor subunit (gene Pcf11). Lineage: Eukaryota; Metazoa; Arthropoda; Insecta; Hymenoptera; Formicidae. Gene Ontology annotation, molecular function: RNA polymerase II complex binding; mRNA binding. Gene Ontology annotation, cellular component: mRNA cleavage factor complex; cytoplasm. The record is from RefSeq and is a predicted model, not a curated record. Gene Ontology annotation, biological process: mRNA 3'-end processing; termination of RNA polymerase II transcription.